AUUCACAUGCAUAUCUUCUUCCAUUCUUAUAUAUCUUGAUCCCAAUCCCAAACCAUAGUCACAGGAAACGCUAAAAUACCUGCGUAUCGCGUACCAGAUCGGUCGUACCGAAUCAUCACAAACAUGCCAACUUCAUCAUCUAUCUCUCAUGCCAACAACAAACACCUACAUGAUCUCAUUGAAUCAUCUCGCCCGUUUCUCCGCGAAGACAUCGAGUCAGUCGACAAAAACCUGCCAACCCUCUUGACCAUCUUACGUUCAGCCGGUGCAGGCGAGUGCUGGCACCGGUUAGGAACCUUCUCUGACCACCUCUACCACGUCUACCGCAUCCUCAAGCUCUGGAAGGCACCCGACUCCGUUUGUCUUUUCGGUCUUUUCCAUUCGGUUUACUCCAACUCCUAUCACAAUCUUGCAAUCUUUGACCCGGUUACAGACCGGGAAACUGUACGUAAACAUGUCGGUACUGUCGCGGAGAGUUUAAUCCACUUGUUUUGCAUUGUACCUCGCCACACUCUCAUUCAUGAUGAUCUCGUGUUUCGGUACACUGAUUCGGAGCUCAGAGAACACCUCCAAGCUUCCGAACAUUCGUUGAAAUGUUCAUUGAAAGGCGGUGUGGGAAAAGAAGAGAACUGGAGGAAGAAGCUCCAGGAAAUUGUUCCGGCCACCGGAAUAAUAGUGAAACACAUCAGAACCGGCGAACCGGUGGUUCUUCCGAGAAGGGUGCUAGCUGUUUUUCUCCUCAUGACCAUAGCAGACUUUGGUGACCAGUAUUAUGGUUAUCAGGACGAGUUAUACGAUAACACUGAUGGACGUUUAGAGUUUACUGGAAACACCAACUUUGACGUGUUAUGGCCCGGAAACGGGAAGCCAGGACUAUGGAUGAAUCUGAUAUCGAAAAUGGCAGCUAUAUACACUUUGUUGGUGCGAGAAGAAGAGGUCUUCACACAACAACAACCCGAGCGCCACGAAAACGGGUUCGAAGAUCUCGAGCUAGUGAUUCCGCCGGUUUUCGACCGGUGCACCAAGAUUCUUGACCCGAGUGAGCAGAUAGUGGCUAGAGACUUGUACUGGGAGGCUGUUUAUGAGCAUGGGUUGAAUAAAGAGAAGGGUGAAGAGUUGUUGAUCAAGUGUAUUGAGAAGAACCCAUUUGUGGGUGAACCACAUGUGUUGUUGAGCCAGUUUUAUGUGAGUAGAGGGAGGUUUGAGGAGGGUGAAACAGAGUGUGAGAAGGGUUUGAGGCUGUUGUUGGAGUGGGGGUGUCCAUGGGACAAAAGGGUGUCAUGGGAAGGGUGGGUUGCUUGGAGUAGGGUUCUGUUAAGCAAAGCAAAAGAGAGGUCUUGGCCACAUACUUCAUGGGGGAUCAUUAGUUUGGGUCUUGUUAAGUAGAUUCUAAUGUUUUGUUCUUUUGUUUUGUCACCUAAGGUUUGUACUUUGGUUAGCAUAUUUGCCAGUUGAAGGUUUAACCAUUCAGCUUUAUAUAAAAGUUGUGUUUGGCUGAAAUGGACCACUUUGCUCUAAUGUAAGUUUGCAAUACUUUGAUAGCA
Messenger RNA from Helianthus annuus (common sunflower), 1544 nucleotides. RefSeq lists its product as uncharacterized. Lineage: Eukaryota; Viridiplantae; Streptophyta; Magnoliopsida; Asterales; Asteraceae. The transcript is spliced from 2 exons. Bases 124 to 1386 code for a protein of 420 amino acids. The record is from RefSeq and is a predicted model, not a curated record.